AUGUGUUUUCCUUCCAUUCAGAUCAAUGAUGGCAUAUUGUCCAAAGUGCAAUUAUUACGCUUGGCAAAGGACGUUGUUGAAGGAAUGAAUUAUUUGUCCGAUAUAAAUUUUAUUCACAGGGACUUGGCUGCACGAAAUGUCCUGUUGAACAAUGACAUGGUUUGCAAAAUAUCAGAUUUUGGUCUUUCGCGAGAAAUGGAAUCCCACUCUUCGGGAGAGUACGAAACAAGUGGAGGAAAGAUACCUCUUCGUUGGACGGCUCCUGAAGCAAUCAGAUAUCGUAAGUUUACGACGGCAAGCGACGUUUGGAGCUAUGGAAUUUUACUUUGGGAGAUUAUGUCAUUUGGUCAGAGGCCUUAUUGGGAAUGGGACAACUUUAAAGUCAUGGAAGAAGUAAAUGGAGGAUAUCGUUUGCCCCCACCACCACAAUGUCCUAACGGUGUACACGGUCUUAUGCUUCGUUGCUGGAAUGAAGAGCGAGCAGAAAGACCAACUUUUGCUCAAAUAAAUAUUGUCAUAGAUAGAUGGUUGCGUUCCCCAGAUACGUUAGAUAAUGACGUUGACUUCUUCGUUACGAUUGGCGAAUGGCUGGAAUCGAUCAAGAUGGGAAAAUACCAGGCUAUGUUUAUUGAGGCUGGAUAUAGUAAACAGUCAGAUAUUCUUGACUUCAAAGAGCAAGAUUUGCAACAGCUUGGUAUCACGUUGAUUGGACAUCGUAAUAAAAUUUUAAAAGGUAUUGAAACAUUACGAAUGAGGAAAAGUAGACAAGAGUUAGCAUUACUUCCUAAAACGACUUCUGUCAUUUGA
Xenia sp. Carnegie-2017 is the source of this 807-nucleotide messenger RNA. RefSeq names its product ephrin type-A receptor 7-like. Gene Ontology annotation, molecular function: transmembrane-ephrin receptor activity; protein binding; ATP binding. The transcript is spliced from 6 exons. NCBI's taxonomy places the organism in Eukaryota, Metazoa, Cnidaria, Anthozoa, Malacalcyonacea, Xeniidae. Bases 1 to 807 code for a protein of 268 amino acids. Gene Ontology annotation, cellular component: neuron projection. The record is from RefSeq and is a predicted model, not a curated record. Gene Ontology annotation, biological process: protein phosphorylation; axon guidance.